AUGAAACCCUCUGCGGACAUCUCCUCGUUAUCCGAGGACCUUGUGGUGUUCGACCUUAUCUUUGAUCUCAUCAUACGUUGCCUGGUCCUUCAUCUUAUCCGCGACAAAUUUUUCGACCUCCUCUGUAACCCCAUGGUCGUCCAUGCGCUUAUCCUACCACUGCACGCCCUUGUGAUUUCGGAGCUGCAUAUAAGGAAAGGUCAGAUCGUCAAAGAACCCAGUGGAAAGGAGCAUAUGGAGCCACAUAGCGCCUAUGUCUCUGGACCAUUUGACCAACUCGGUGAGUUCUCUCUGGCUACUUCCUGUCAUCCUUGUCUCUUCCUCCUCAAGUACGCGUAUGAAGAUCACGAGACAUUUGAAGUAGCGAUCGGUAGCCGUUGGGGCCUCUUCCUCUUCGAAGUCCCACUCGUCGUUCGCGAUUGGGUUUGGUUGAAGCAAGAGCCGCUGCCAGUCUUUGUUGUUGACGUAUUCAAAGUAUCGUCUAGUGGAUUGGAGGCCGUGAGCCCAAUCGCCUAA
This is a messenger RNA of Monascus purpureus, 516 nucleotides long. Lineage: Eukaryota; Fungi; Ascomycota; Eurotiomycetes; Eurotiales; Aspergillaceae. The record is from the annotation of a GenBank genome assembly.